AUGGAAACCCAAUCUAAGGAAGACCCUCAAUCAGUUUUCGACUUCAUUGUAAAGGAUGUUAAGGGAAAUGAUGUGGAUCUCAGCAUGUACAAAGGAAAGGUUCUGCUAAUUGUCAAUGUUGCUUCCAAAUGUGGGAUGACUAACUCAAAUUACACUGAGCUGAAUCAGCUGUAUCAGAAAUACGAGGACCAAGGUCUUGAGGUACUGGCAUUUCCAUGUAAUCAGUUUGGUGAAGAGGAACCUGGGAGUAAUGAUCAAAUCUUAGAUUUUGUUUGCACUCGUUUCAAGUCCGAGUUUCCAAUCUUUGACAAAAUUGAGGUUAACGGACCAGGGACUGCACCGAUAUAUAAGUUUCUGAAGAAAGGAAAGUGGGGGAUAUUAGGAGAUGAUAUUCAGUGGAAUUUUGCAAAGUUCCUUGUUGAUAAGAACGGACAGGCCGUCGAUCGCUACUACCCUACUACCUCUCCUCUUACUAUAGAGGCUCAAGAAGGCCACAGAUGA
Messenger RNA from Oldenlandia corymbosa var. corymbosa, 501 nucleotides. NCBI's taxonomy places the organism in Eukaryota, Viridiplantae, Streptophyta, Magnoliopsida, Gentianales, Rubiaceae. The record is from the annotation of a GenBank genome assembly.